AGCGCCCCGGCCGGUUGUCAACAGUCGGAGUCAGUGUGCGUGCGGAGCCAUAUGGCUGAUCGUCUCACGGCACACACCGGAGCGUAGCUGCUGCAUCAGGCCGGGAUCUUCUCCUCCGCAGCCGCACGAACAAGCCCGCGGUGCCGCCAUGGCUCACCUGAGCAAAAACCCCGCCGACAAAGAGAGGUUUAUCUGCCUGUACCCAGUCUACAUCAACAGUAAGAAGACUCUGGCUGAAGGACGGAGGAUCCCGUCAGAGAAGGCGGUGGAGAAUCCGUCCUGCGCUGAGAUCAGAGACGUCCUGACCGCUGCCGGCAUGAACGUCUACGUGGAGAACAAGAUGCACCCCCGGGAGUGGAACCGGGACGUCCAGUUCAGAGGUCGCGUCAGAGUUCAGCUCAAACAGGAAGACGGCAGCCUCUGUCAGGAGAAGUUCACGUCCCGUAAGGAGGUGAUGGUUUACGUGGCCGAGAUGAUCCCCAAGCUGAAGACUCGGACGCAGAAGAGCGGAGGAGGAGACACGAGCUCGCAGCAGGGGGAGGGAGGGAAGAAGAGCAAGAAGAAGAAGAAAUAAUGAAGCUGAGCGCACGCCGCCUUUUCUUCCUCCCAGCCUUCAUCAUCAUCAUCAUCAUCAUCAGCUGAUUGUUCAGGCCGACCUGAGCGAGAGCGAAACCCUCGUAACUCCACUUCUGUCUGCUUCACUCAGACUGAAUAUUUCCUGAUCCUGCAGUCGUUCUUUUUUUUAAAACUAAUUUUAAUGUUCUGUUUUACAGGCUCUGUAGCUUCAAAAAAAAGUUUUAUUUAAAAUGAGGCUGUUUUUUUUUUCUCUUUAAAUCUUGACGAUAUUCUGAAGACACUGAACACGUUGACGGAAACGCGUUAUGAUGUUUCCAGAAACACCCGGGCAGCGAUUUGAGAAACGGAGUUAUUUUCCUCUGAUUCCUGUGAAGAGGCGUCGUGGAGUUACGAGGUUUUUGUUCGACAGCAGCAGAGCAGAAAGACGGAGGGAGAGCAGAUGUGAAGCCAUGGAGGACGGUGUCCAUCUUUGUUCAAAUUAACCCUUUGAAACCUGGAUCGACAGAUUUCUUGUGUUAUUAUAAUAAUUAUAAUUAUUACAUAGCUUCUGAAUAUUUUUGCCUUUUUUCUGGGUCAUUUUCUUGCAUAAUUUUAGUCAUUUCUUGCAGAUGUUCGUGAAAGGCAUUUCUUGACCAACUUUGACAAACACAAGAAAUCUGAUGUUGAUCCAGGCUACAAAGGGUUAAACACGCACCAUAUUUUGUAAUCACUCUUUAUAUUUUAGAUCAGAAUGAACAUAGAAAUGAUUAACCUGUUUGGAGAAUUUGAGCAAACUGAUUAGAACCAACCAGUUGAUUGACAGCUGUGAUAUUUUAUGAUGGCAGUUCUGUUUUAUUUUUAGUAAAUGUUCAGUUUUUGCGUUUUGGCUCCAGUCAAAAUGGACUUUAAGGAGCUGAGAGGAAAAAUAAAACCAAACUUGUAGGACGGCUUAGUGUUAAAAAAAAAAACACACAAAAAAAAAUCAUGAGACUGUUUUCUUCUCUCUUGUCGACGUCUGCGCUCUCAGUCGCAGAGUUUUUGUUUUUCUGGCGGAGUUUGGUUCAACUGCUCCUGAUUUUCCUGUUUAAAGGUUCACACACACACACACACACACACACACUGCUCGUCUGUGGGAGUGUCUGAGUUUCACAUCGCAGGGACCCUGUUUUUUUUUUUUUUUGUAAAGCUUCAGAAAUCCAUGGUUGUCAGUCUGAUUAUGACUUUUUUUAAUUUUGGAAAAAAUAUAAAUAUGUGGCAUGAAACUCCAA
Myripristis murdjan (pinecone soldierfish) is the source of this 1823-nucleotide messenger RNA. RefSeq names its product signal recognition particle 19 (gene srp19). Gene Ontology annotation, cellular component: signal recognition particle, endoplasmic reticulum targeting. The coding region runs from base 149 to 574 and encodes 141 amino acids. Gene Ontology annotation, molecular function: 7S RNA binding. The record is from RefSeq and is a predicted model, not a curated record. Gene Ontology annotation, biological process: SRP-dependent cotranslational protein targeting to membrane, signal sequence recognition; SRP-dependent cotranslational protein targeting to membrane. NCBI's taxonomy places the organism in Eukaryota, Metazoa, Chordata, Actinopteri, Holocentriformes, Holocentridae. The transcript has 5 exons.